AAAGCUCAGAUAAUCAAACCAAAGAGCAGAUUCCGGAGUUUUUCUUGACAUGGAUCUUUGCAGCUCUGCUUCAGAAAACCCAGAAUGUUGAAUAUCCUACCUUUCGUUGGAGAAACAGCAGUCAGUGUGACCGGACCCUCCUAUGCGCCCCUGCCUUUCAGGCAGCCCUGGAUGUGGCUGUUUAUCGCUAUGGAGAUUUAUUUUAUGGAGAGAUAUUUGUGCUUUCAGUUUGAGCGUUUGAGGCUGUUUAUCGGAAGAGGGGCUGUCUGGCUGUCUGUGAAGAGGCCAGUAAAGCUCCCCCUCCUUCUCUGCCAGCUUCCUGCUUUCCUCACAUUAUUGUUUUUCCACGGUGAACGGUUCGGUUUGGAUCCAGGGUUCCGGGUCGUUUUGGUUCGGUGCGUCACCAGUCCGCAGGUUAUAAACCCGCCGUAUAGUAACAUGGUGCCUGAGAGAGAAGGAUCACCUGCUGAAUGCCGAUGGGCUCGUCUUCCUAAAUGGGUGGAUAUUGAAACAGCUGCGGUGGUGACCAUCCUAAUGGGGAUUUUCCAGCUGCUGCUGUGUGCUUCACUCAUCCAGACUAAUAAACUUAUGUCCAAGUUCUUCUUCCUUUUGCCUCUUGUGAUGGGAAUAACUAUUAUAGCCGGUGGAUCCUUUACAAUGGCCAGCAAGAAGUACCCCAACAAACUACUGCUUCGUGGCUUUGCUUGCAGUAACAUCCUCGGCCUGCUGGGGUCGCUGGUGGCCCUCUGCAUUUAUAGCUACUACCUCCACAUUGCAUCAAAUUUUGAUUCAACAGAGUCGUGUGGGUACAAUGACCUCUAUGGGUCAUGUGCUCUGAAUAAUCUAACGGCCUACACCUGGAGCAUGCUGCUGCAGCUGCUGAUCUAUGACUGUGCUGCUGUAGUUCUGCACUUCCUCUUGUCUGUCUGUGCCUUCAGAACACUUAAAGCAGAAUAACACACAUUUCUAACAUAACCUACAACCAGAUGCAGUAAAGCACAUGUCAAAGUCAAGGCCCACAGGCCUGAUCCGGCCCGCGAAUAGUUUAUCCAUUGCCCUCUGGAUGAUAUUUAAUUACCAUUAGAACCUGGCCCACAGGUCACGGCCGCUUGUGCUUGCUGCUGUGACUUUGCGGGCUACCGUUGCAUUGUGGGGAAUGUAGUGUUGGUGCUGUUGUGUUGCAUGCACCAACACUACAUUCCCACGGGAAAACAUUGUGACCGCUUUUUAGACCGAUCCAGUUAAAAGAAAGAUGCAGGUGAACACCAGCAUCCCCAUACCAAGACUCCUACCGUUACUCUGAUCGAGUCGGAGCGCUGCUUACUGGCGCUGACCUCUGCCCUGACUGUGCCGUUUGUUCACCUCCCAGUAUUCUGUGCCUGGCGUGCGGACCCCACCUGUCCCUCGCUCUGCAGCGUGUCCGUCUCUAUCACCUGCAGGAUUAGCUCCUUCCCUCCCUCCAUCCAGGCUUCUUUAAUUAUGGCUUCAAUCAGCCUCUGCUGACACACGAGCGCAACAUUUGCACAGCGCAGUUAGUGCACACCGCCUCCUUAGACAACCGACUUCAGCCCAGCCAAAACAAUCCAAACAUGCAAAGCAAAAGAGAAAAUAAAAGAAAAACACAAUCAUAUUUUUUAAUAAUAUAAUAAAACUUUAUCAAUAAUAUUGUUAUUAUUAUAUAUAUUUUUUAAGUGUUAGGUCUUGGUUCAAUAGGCUAUGUUCAUUGCAACAUAUUUUAAUAAACAUUUAACCAGUCCGGCCCUCGGCUUGUAGCAAAUUCGUUUUUUGGCCCUCGGUCUGUUUGACUUUGACAUCGCUGCAGUAAAGGAAGUGAGUACUAACCCUGCAGGAUGCUGUUUGAACAGAUUUACUGACAGCAUUUAUUUUAUUUUAUAGAAAAUCUCCUGAUGUUAAAUCUAAAAAUUAUAUUUUUCUUUACAUUCUUUGUUACUUUGGAAUAAAAUAUAUUUGCUCACAUGAACAUGUUUGCUUAAAAACCUGUAUGACUAAAGUUCAAUUAAAUUCUAAUUCCUGUUUCUUAAA
Molecule: messenger RNA, 2043 nt
Organism: Cyprinodon tularosa
Lineage: Eukaryota; Metazoa; Chordata; Actinopteri; Cyprinodontiformes; Cyprinodontidae
Exons: 6
Coding region: 85-957 (290 amino acids)
Source: RefSeq, a predicted model, not a curated record